Molecule: messenger RNA, 2327 nt
Organism: Pangasianodon hypophthalmus (striped catfish)
Lineage: Eukaryota; Metazoa; Chordata; Actinopteri; Siluriformes; Pangasiidae
Gene: gpr35b
Product: G-protein coupled receptor 35 b
Exons: 2
Coding region: 229-1119 (296 amino acids)
Biological process (GO): positive regulation of Rho protein signal transduction; phospholipase C-activating G protein-coupled receptor signaling pathway
Cellular component (GO): membrane
Molecular function (GO): G protein-coupled receptor activity
Source: RefSeq, a predicted model, not a curated record
GUGUGGUGGAAAGUGUUUGCAUUUUAAUGACAAACCACAAAAGCUUAACCAUACUGACUGAAACAUAGAGACACAAUUUUUUUGUGUGCUUUUUACAGAAGGUUACGUGUUGUCGGUGUUACCCACAUCCAUUUACAUGAAUUUUCCAUUUUGAGCUUGUGGAGGGUUUCAAAACUGUUCUGACGUUCUAAGCUCAGAGAAAAGGAGAGUCUUCUGUGCUCAGUGGCGAUGGUGUUUAACUGCAGCGUGGUGCCAAAUGGACCUGAACCGGGCCUUAGUAUUUUCCAGCGUGUGGCCUACACACUCGUGUUCAUUUUAGGCCUCAUCCUGAAUACCUCAGCCUUGUGGUGCUUCACGCGCACCCGCCAGUGGACGGACAUUCACAUCUACAUGCUCAACCUCCUGCUCGCAGACCUCUUACUGACCCUUUUCCUGCCCUUCCGCAUAUUCGAGACCUACUGCCCUAUGAGUCCAACGCAAUUCUGUACGUUCUUGAUAUGUGUGCAUUACACCAACAUGUACGCUAGCGUCUUUACCAUCACAGCCAUCAGCAUCCAUCGUUACAUAGCUGUCAAGUUCCCCAUGCAGAACAAAACCUCAGGCAUGUCAAAGGGCAGGAGAAGAAAGAUAACGAGUGGCACAUGUGCUUUCAUCUGGCUCUUAGUCAUAACACUUUGCAUAACUUUCAGGAAAAAUAUGUAUCCAGAGAAGCUAAAGACAUGCUAUGAGCGCAAGGGAGAUAUUAGAAUGAGACUUGAGUUCCUAUUGGUUCUGGAGAUUCUUGGGUAUCUUGUGCCGAUAGUCACCAUCACGACUUGUUCAAUACAAGCAAUCUGGACAGUUCUAAAGUCGAUAAAGGAUAUCCAACAGCACACAGAGGAGGAAACUAUCGACAAAAGGAAAAGCAUCAUGGCCAUAAUCACAGCAAACAUGAUUGUUUUCAUUGUGUGCUUUACCCCGAUCCAUGCUGGUUAUUUGCUGAGAUACAUUUAUGACGACAACUGUAGAUUCGUUCAUAUCUUUUAUGAUGUCUCUGAAUGGUUAGCAACAACAAAUUGUUGCCUGGAUUCUAUAGGAUAUUACUUUUUGUUGAAAAAAGUUUUCAGAGACAAGAAGUAGCAUAUGAGCCUAGCUUGCUAAUAAUAAUAUUAGUGCUAAUUGCUAAUAUUAAUAAUAAUAUUAUAAUAAUAAAGCUUGCAACUUUCUAAUACUCAAGGUCUCAUUACAAAAAAUAGACUAGAUUAAUAGGAAAAGACUAGCAGGAAGAAGAAAGGGAAAACUGUUGGGAGUAAAGGUAAGUUUUAAAUUGAUUCUUGAUUAUUGAUUUGCAUGAAAUGAUGAAAGUAUGAACCAGGUUUCCAGUAUCUUUCUUUCCAAGUAAGGGUUGAACGAGGGUCAGACUUCAGGAGAUAAUAAAAAGAAAUUUUUUUUUUAUCAGAUAAUAAGGAAGGAAAUGACAAUUCAAGUCUUUAAUCUGACAUUUACCCACAAGUAGAUGUGCAAAUGUGAGGUAUAUCAAAUGCAAAUCUAGUGCUCACUUUCUUUAACAAGAAUAUCAGACAGAUCAGACUUUGUUUUCACUUAAAAAUCACAUACAGUACAUUUCAUAUGUCAUCAUAAUUUAUUCACUUUUGACUGUAACUUUUUCCAUAAGGGUUGGUUACAAAACAAAUAUUGUUGUGUUGUAUAUUGUUAAGCUCUAAGGUGGAGAUUAAAAAGAGGAAGAAACGGAUUGCUUUCAUUUCUUUAAACUGGGUUAUUACGAAUGUAGCACGCCAGCCAUGUAAACUAUUUUUUAUCCACAGGUUCAUAUUGACCUGGUUUACAUACCAUAUACAACUAUUUGCCAAGGCAAAAAUGAGCUGUACCAGACCAUAUUAGAGGAAACUGUGUAGCAUGUCACCAUGUCUGUGGUAAUCGAGUGUGCGAGUACCUCUUUGUAGGUUAGCUGUUGUUGCUCUUAGAUGAUUCUGUUUCACAGUAAUAUCAGUUACAUUUGACAGGGCAGAUCUAGCAGGGCAGAAAUGUCAUGAACUGGCAAAUGUGACAGUUUAAUUUCAUUUAAAUUCACUGAGCUCUUCAGUACCACCCUUUCUAUUGCCAAUGGUUGUUGCAUGGCUAUUUGCUUGAUUUUAUGUACCUGUUAGUGGCUGGAACACUUGAGCUCAAUCAUUAGGAGGGGUGUCCACAUACUUUUGGUCCUGUAAUGUAUAUUUAAUGUUAAUGAACACGUAGUUUCCUUUUCAGUUCACUAGAAAUUCAUUAAAUUAUUUUUAAUGUUUGUAUUGUGCUAUCUAAUAAAGACAUAACACAUAAUAUAUAAUAUA